AUGGUUAGAUCGAAAUCUCGACAAAUGGCAUUGAUCGUGGAUGAUUUCAUCUGGGUAAGAAUUUUCACCGCACUUGUUGUACUUGUUGUAGAAAUUUACACCAGUUGGACUGGAUAUGGGGAAAGGAGCGCUCAAAUUACAAAAGGAGUUUGGGGACAUGCGUAUCUUAAGCCACGCAGAGAUGUCACCAAAAUUCUUGAGGGAGAGCGUGGAAUUCACCAAUCAAAUUGCGAUGAGUUGGAAAAGUAUUGGUCUACGAUUAAUCCCAAUAAUAAAGUUGAUUUUGCAAGGUGGACUUCUUGUCUCACCGCUGAGAUUAUCGUGACCACUUCAACAGGAACCAAGGUUUCCAUAGCCGAUUAUAAUAAUAGCCUACCCAAUUCGAUUAAAGUCAAGAUUAUCGAAAACAUUCUCGAGGAAUCUUUAAAAUUUAUUGAAUCCAUAUAUAUGUUUAUCUCAUGCAUUAUGUUCUAUUUCUCCUUUCCUACUUUAGUUAGAAAGUUCGUUCCUGUAAUUAAAACGAUGUACCAUAAGUAUCGUGACAACAAUAUAUGGUUAGAUGCCGAAUUAGAUAGGAUUAUCUGUAACAGAAAACGAGAAAUCAAAAGUGCCCUUCUUGAUCAACCUAUAGAGAACAACAUAUUAGAUUUAUUAAUCACUUUAAAUACUGAAAUGGAUACCCCUAAGAUCACUGGUAUCGAUAAUAAGAGACCGUUGACUAACAUAGAAAUUUCCAGCGCGUUAAGGGAAAUCUUUUCUGGAAUGGACACGACCCGAAACUUAAUGUGUUAUCUCAUGUUUUAUAUUAAUAAAUAUCCCCAAGUUAAAGAUAAAUUGAUUCAAGAAUACGAAUCGAUCUACGGGGAUCUAAACAAGAAAUUAGAUGUUACUUACGAAUCACUUGAUAAAUUAGUUUAUACCGAAGCCGAAGUAGCAAAGGAAAUCCGCCCAAUGGAUUUAUCUUUCGCAGAAUAUCAGAAUAUAGGGCCAACAAGAAAAAAGCCCAAUUGCAAUAUUACUAUAUAA
This is a messenger RNA of Funneliformis mosseae, 1026 nucleotides long. Lineage: Eukaryota; Fungi; Glomeromycota; Glomeromycetes; Glomerales; Glomeraceae. The record is from the annotation of a GenBank genome assembly.